Messenger RNA from Triticum aestivum (bread wheat), 3240 nucleotides. RefSeq names its product protein FAR1-RELATED SEQUENCE 7. Lineage: Eukaryota; Viridiplantae; Streptophyta; Magnoliopsida; Poales; Poaceae. Gene Ontology annotation, molecular function: nucleic acid binding; zinc ion binding. The transcript is spliced from 7 exons. Bases 162 to 3068 code for a protein of 968 amino acids. The record is from RefSeq and is a predicted model, not a curated record.
UGUCCGUUAGUGGGGACACCGGUGCGCCGGUGGGGUAAUAAUUGCCCUGACGUUGGGUGCGUCGUCAUUUAGCACGCAGGCUAACGCGUCCGUCGAGCUGUAGCACUGUACAUCUUCUUGAAGUCUCACGCUCCUAGGGGCGCAAAGGUGGAGCAGACGCCAUGGCUUCAGCAGAAACAGAGAAAUCCAGCAUGUCUACUUUGGUGGCGGAAAGCAACGGAUCUGUGUGCUCGGCAGUAUCGUGGGGCAUUUCUAAUUACCCUGAUUCGGCUGUUUUUGGCAUCGAUCCGGAGAGGCUGAGCGUCCUGCGAGAGGUUACCGAGGACGACCCCAGCGGCAGAUUUGCGGAUUUGUUGGAUUCUGUCGACGUUAUGACAGAAACAGACAUCGCGGAUCUAGAUGGGAAUAGGGCUUCGAGGAUGGAGAAUAGAUAUGUGGCCCUUGAUGACAAAGUUGGGUGGGUUACAAGGAACAGGAAGGUAGCAAUGCCAGACGAGAGAGCAACAAGUGCUGAGAGGGUGAUAGCCCUAGAAACAGCGCUCACGGGAUUUGCUGAAAGGAAAACAGACACCGUAGUGACACCAUCAGUUGGACUGACGUUCGACUCUAUAAUAGAGGCCUACGAUUUUUACAAUCUUUAUUCCUGGGAGACAGGUUUUGGCAUUAGAUAUGCAAAGAGCAGAACCAAUGUAAAAGGCACGAGGUGCAUGCAGGAGUUCGUGUGCUGCUGCUCGGGCAAGCCAAAAGAGCCAAAUUCAACAUCAUCACGGUGUCAAUGCCAGGCCAUGAUAAGACUUUUGCGGACAGACGACGAUGGAUGGUACAUCAACGAAUUCAGGUCAAGCCACAAUCACCAGAUGUUAAACACAUGUGCUGAAAAGCUCCAUUUCCCUUCACAUAGGCAUAUCGACAAAUAUACCAGAGAGCUAGUAUCACAGCUUAGAGAGAACAAUGUGAACCUGAGCAAAGUUUACAGUACUCUUGCAACUUUUUUUGGGAGGGUCGAAAAUGUGCCGUUCACCAAAAGGUGCCUCAGGACAUUAUGUGGGAAGCUGAGCAGGGAGCAGGCCGAUGACGAUGUACGGAAGACGAUGGCAAUUUUUUCAGAGAUGAAGGUCCAAGACAGCGAGUUCAGUUACAAUGUGCAGGUAGAUGAUGAAAGUAGAAUACGUACUCUCAUGUGGACGAAUGGACGUAGCAAAAAACAAUACCACCAUUUUGGCGAUGUGGUGACGUUCGACACCACAUACAAGACUAAUCUAUACGAUAUGCCAUUCGGUAUUUUUGUUGGCGUGAACAACCACUUUCAAAGUGUGCUGUAUGCUGGUGUGCUCAUGCGAGAUGAGACGGUCGACACUUUCAAAUGGAUUUUUGAUGAGUUUGUGAAGAUGAUGGGAGGGAAAAGACCAAUUACCAUUUUAACAGACCAAGCGAGGGCGAUGGAAGUCGCUAUUGAGGACGUAUAUCCGGAUGCAACACAGAGAUGGUGCAAGUGGCACAUCCUGAAGAAGGCCAAAGAGAGCCUGGGGUCUAAUUACACCAAGAAAUCUGAUUUCAGGGCAGAAUUCCACAAAUUGGUUCACGAAAUGCUGACUAUAGAGGAGUUUGAGGACAGGUGGGCAGCGUUGCUUGAGAAGUAUUCACUGACUAAGAACACGCACCUGACGCAAAUUUACGAGACAAGGCAGAAAUGGGCCAAGCCAUACUUUGCAGGAAAAUUCUGCGCAAGGCAAACCAGCACUGGGAGGAGUGAGAGCGCCAAUCACAUGUUGAAACAGUAUGUGCCACCUUCUUGCUCAAUGAAUCUGUUUGUCAAGCAGUACAACAAGCUACAGUUUGACCGUGAACAAGAAGAGGGGUUCCAGGAAAAACGAACCAGGCUGAGUGGAGCUGUCUUGAAGGUCAACACCCCACUAGAAAUGCACGCUAGCAAGGUGUACACCAGGAAGAUGUUCGAGAUUUUCGGGGGGAUAUUGUACGAAUCCGGAAGCUAUGAUGUAGAAGAGAUCAUACCAAAACAGAAAUACAUAGUGACACACGUGAAGGCUGAAAAGCGAGAGAAAUGGUUCAAAUGCCGCUACGAGGUCAAUGUGUCUGAUAAUUUGGGGUAUUUCUCCUGCAUAUGCGGCCUGUUCGAGCACAUGGGGAUGGUUUGCUGUCACUCGCUGCAGGUCAUGAAUGUGCUCCGGCUUAAGGAGAUUCCACCCAGACACAUCCUGAAGAGAUGGAGCAUACACGGGAGAGACAAUCUGCCAGAUCAUCUAAAACAUUACCAACAGGACAUGGGGCCGCCGGACGCACCCACUUAUAGACAUUCUGCUUUGUACAUCACUGCUCUGGAAGUGGUUAAAAUGGGUGAUAGAAACCUAGAAUCAUACAAAUUCAUGUUGGAUGGAUUGGUGGAUCUGAGGGAGAGAGGAGCAGAAAUUAGCGCACCAAAUGAUGGCCUAGGCAUUGCGGAGCAGCAGGUUUCGAACACCGGAGUUGCGGGUGGUUCGAACGGGAAAACUAAAUCUUGUAAGGCGGCGUGCUCUGUAAGGAGUGUAGAAGGGAAUCACUUGUCCGCCGGAGGAGCAACAUCGGUGUCGGUUCAUCCACCUGCAAGCCAGGGUGAGGGGGGGACAAAAUCCCAAGACAUGGCAUCAGAAGGAUCUUGUCCCAAUGCAAAUAGCUACAAUUCAGACUAUUCUGAAACUGCAUCAAGGCUGGAUGUCAAUGUGGGCGAUAGUAUGCUUGCGCCGGAAAGGGAGAAGAAACGUGGCAGGCCAACGACAAGCAGGGACAAGGCUCCGUAUGAGAAGGGGAGCAACAAAAGAUCAAGGUUUUGUUCUAUUUGCAGGGGCAAAGGACACAAGUCAAGCACCUGCCCUGACCGUGGUGACGCCCCUAAAAAGGAAAGGAAAGUGGGCACAUGCAGCAAGUGUGGGUUGCCUAAAAAGGAAAGGAAAGUGGGCACAUGCAGCAAGUGUGGGUUGCCUGGGCAUAGGAAAACUACGUGCAGCAAGCCACUGGUGUCCUCGAUGCCUGGCGUUCCUCCAGCUCAUUCGUUUCCAGGAACGUUUGUCUGAACUUGUGGCAUGUAUUUGGCUGUUGUCUUGCCUGGGCAUAGGAAAACUACGUGCAGUAAGCCACUGGUGUACUCGAUGCCUGGCGUUCCUCUGUCUAAUUAGUUUGCAUGAACGUUUGUCUAAACUUGUGUCAUGUAUUUGGCUGUUGCCUUAAUAAAUGUUUUCGAACUGU